This is a messenger RNA of Hyaloscypha bicolor E, 1667 nucleotides long. RefSeq lists its product as uncharacterized. The record is from RefSeq and is a predicted model, not a curated record. The transcript has 2 exons. Bases 289 to 1242 code for a protein of 317 amino acids. NCBI's taxonomy places the organism in Eukaryota, Fungi, Ascomycota, Leotiomycetes, Helotiales, Hyaloscyphaceae.
UUCAAUGCUCGCCGAUCCCCAGAACGACGCAUCAGAACUCCGAGUCCGGACGUCUCUGCAUACUAUGCUGAAGAUGAGUCUGCCUCUCCAACUCGCCGUGGUCGCUCCCAAUCCAGAAAGGCAGUUGGCCGUGGCCACCUGUAUGAGAAUGGUGAUACUAUAGGUACACCAGCCCGCCAACUUCCUCCGGACAGCUAUACAACUCAGGACUUUUGCUCUCCCUCCCACAUCCUAUCUCAAAGCCAUAACCACCGACCUCCACCAAAUUCGUCCUCCCCAAGCCGUCAUAUGACUAAAUCACCAACAAGAAUCCUUGGCGACGUCCCCGAGCGCGAGGAGUGUGACAUCAAAAUUAGUGACGCGGAUUUAUUAGCCAGCCCAACUUCAAGUACCGCCCAAAAGCGAUCUCGUUCCCCAAUGAAGAAGAUGUUUGGCGAGCAUGGCUGGCUUGGACGAUCACCUGACGAGUUAGAGGCGGUAAAACUUAAGUCCAAGAAAUCCUCUCUUGGUCGAAAGGAAAAGAGUUCCGUUAUGGGAAAGCUUAGGACAAAGAUUGGGGAACUGGCCGAGAAAGCAGAUUUAAGUCCAACUAGCCGAGGUUCACGGCCUCACGACAAGCACCCAAAGGUCGCCGUUCUCUCUGUUUCUCUUGGGGCCCCAGAACAAGCCAGGAUCUACAUGGAGGUGGAGCUGAUGCUCGUUCACACGGCUAAUACCUUCCUCAUGAAUCAGUUCAGCCAUGGCCGUAUGGCGAUGGACUCGAUCAAGAAGACUGUGGACACGUGGAAGGCGAAAGGUCGACCCACCGUUCUGGAGUUCAUGUAUGACCAGGCAACUCAGCGCGAUCUCGUUGCAGUCAAUCAACACAGCCUACGCUUUUAUGGAGAGAGAGCCAGCAACGCCGUUAGAAUCAACGCAACGCUUUACAAUUGGAGACAAGUUGCGAGCUUCAUGGCUAUACGCACAUUUUGCGAUGCGGACACCAUCUUUCUGAAGUUGCUGUUUGACAUUGAACAGAUCCUCGAACUACUAGGUGCCCGAGAGCCGCUCUUGCUAAGGCUUCAACAAAUUCGAGCCUCCGCCAUUGAAACGAUGCGAGCCGCCAGAGCUAAUGAUCUGGGUUUCACAGGAAGAGAGCCAAAAUGGAACAGCCAAUCUUCAAACGACAGCUCGUCCAGGGGCCAGUCCUUAGAUAAUCCGUACGGCGGACUCAAACUUGUUCCAGAAUCCUACAGAGGAUAGCACUCUAAGCCUCCCAAAACUCAGCAGUUUGUAUGAACGUUCUGUAUGAUUAAAAAUUCUUUCGUUUCGCUUCAGAGCACAUUUUACUUGGUCAAGCUUUGGCAGAUGUUGACGGUCCGAUCCUCAGGGUUUCAAUUUCCUAGGUACCUGUUGGUUGGCCAGCCUACUGCAGGAAGAUCCAGACUCGAUUGGGGCUGGAAGCUCAUAUCUCCAUGAUGACCGAUUGGUCUCAUUCUUUCAACCUCCAAAAGAUAUCCUCCUCUCCUACUUCCCCUAAGUUGUCUUUCGAUUUCAUUUCUCUUUCCAACUCUUCACAACAGCCAGAUCGCUUGGGCGCAAUUGCCUCCUCAAUGGGAGGCGUUUUCUGCGUCGGGUUAUCCGUCCCUCCUUUCCCAUCAUGUACUUGUAGUCUAAUGCAAAAAUUA